AUGUGUGUAUGCAAGCAGGUUGCGUUGCUUCCGGCAGGCGCCCAGCCGUGGAACCGCCACACAAUCUCGGCCCACUCGUCAUUGUACGCAUACGCCUCGACGCUUGCAGUGUACGUGUACAAGCGGACCGACGGCGGCGGGUUCCGCCUCUACAGGGUACUCGCCGGCCACGAGAAGACCAUUACUGCUGUCGACUUGUGCCGAACCAACGAGAAGCUCAUUCUCUCGGCCUCGCAGGAGAACAAGGUCAUUGUCCGGGAUGUGCAGUCGGGUGCCGAGCUGACCCGCGUUCGGACCGCCGCCACGCCCACCUGCGCUGCAUUCUCGCCCACUGUCCGCACCCUCAUCGGGUACGGUGACGCCAAGGGCGCGCUCGUGUUUUGGAACUUUGAGGCCAACGUGGAAAAAGUCGCUACGGGCCUGACCUCCAAGACCAUCACCCUCCUCCGGUGGAACCCAAAGGUGAGUUCCAUCCUCGCGCUCGGCACCGAGGACGGCACCAUCAUCAUCGCCGAAGCCCCGGCCGACAUGGUCGAGGGCUCCGCCAGCGGCGCCAUCUUUGACGUCGAUGACGACGACGGCCGGCCUAGAGCGAGCUCGGCCGGUGGCAAGUCCAAGUCCAAGUCCAAGUCCAAGUCCAAGUCCAAGGCCAAGGCCAAGUCCAAGUCCAAGGCCAAGUCCAAGUCCAAGUCGCGCCGCGGCUCGUCGCGAGCAGAAGAGAUCUCGGUCGAGUUUGUCAAGUUUCGACGCGACGACGCCUCCUCGGCUUCCAACCCAGCGGUGUGUGACCUGGCGUGGGACCCGCUCUCGAACAACUACCUCCUCGCCGCGUUUAUGGACUCGGUCCUCUGCAUGUACGACGUCGAGGGCCAGACCCGGCUCAAAAAGUUUGAAUGUCCGAGCGCCGGCGUCCAGUCGCUCGCCUGGGUCGUCCGCUCGCCGGGCGAGUUUGUCACCACUGACGCCCGCGCCGGCGUCAUCCGCGUGUGGAACGUCUCGCGUGACUCAUACAAGGAAAUGAUCAAGGUCUCUGAGGCCGCCUUUCACAACCUGGCCUUUUUCGAAAAGUCGAGCUCGGCCGUGUGCUCGUUCAAGGACGGCUCCGUCGGCGUUUACUCGCUGCAAAAGCGCGGCUGGGAGAGCCUCGCCUCGCCGGGCCACCGCGAGACCAUCUUUGACGCCAAGUUUUGCCCGUCGAACGCCAACCACCUCGCCACGGCCUCGUUUGACGGAACGGUCAAGGUCUGGGACGUGCGGAGCAUGGAGUGUGUGAGCUCGUCGCCGGGCAACGAGGGCGUCCUCUACUGCCUCUCGUGGUCGCCAACCGAGCCGGUCCUGCUUGCCUCGUCAGCCGAGGGUCACGUCCUGGUCUAUGAUGUCGAGCGAGGCGUCGUUGUCACUCGCAUUCAGCAUCACACCGACGCCGUGUUUCGGGUUGCUUGGUGCCCCACACACCCGCGCAUCUUUGCCUCGGCCUCGCGCGACGGCUCUGUCAUGGUCUGCACCGUCGACGGCGACAUGCUCGCAAAGCUCCGUCACCCCAAGGCCUGCUACGGCGUCGACUGGUCGCCGUUUGCAGGCGGCCUCCUCGCCACCGGCUGCCACGACGGCGCCGUCCGCCUCCACACGCUUGACCUCGAGCACCUACUCACGGGCGGCUCUGGCGGGGUGAAGAGCGUCGAGACGCUCACCGGCCACAGCGCCCGUGCCUUUAACGUAGCCUUUUCACCGCUUGUCCGCGACUGGGUUGCCUCGGGCUCGGACGACGAGGAUGUCCGUGUGUGGUCGGUCCUCUCCGGCAGCUCGGUCGCCGUCCUCUCGGCCCACACCUCGAAUGUGCGUGGCAUCGUCUGGUCGCCGGAAAUCCCGUACCUUCUCAUUUCCGGCUCUUGGGACGCGUCCAUCCGAUUGUGGGACGUCCGCGACUCGUCGUGCCUCGCCACGGUCCUUGACCACCACGCCGACGUCUACGGGCUGAGCGUCCACCCGCAGCGGCCCUUUGUCUUUGCGUCGUCGUCGCGGGACACCACGCUGCGCCUGUGGUGCGUCGAGUCAGUCAUUGCGUCGACUCGCCUCAAGCUGCUGACCGGCGCCGCCGAGUUGAGCUCGCUCCUCGGCUCGCCGCUCGACGUGGUGUCGUCUGCGAGCCAACCGCUGCGGCUGUGCGGGCCGGCCUCGGCUGCUCUCGCUGCGGCGCUUGACGACGGUGAGGUGGCGCUCGGCACGGUUGAGGGCUACGCCCGCCUGUUGGGCCUCUUCUUUGCCCCGCGCGGACUUGAGGAGCUCUUUGCCCUGGCCGCUGCCGCGCUGACCGGCGAGGCCCCGGCCGACGACGACGUCCGCGUCGCCCUCCCGUACACGCGCGCUGUCGCCAGCAGCGGCCAACCGACUGUGGCGCUCGGCGGUGAGUCCAAGUUUGUUGGCGGCGCGGUCGGCGCUCCGCGCCGGCGCGACCGCCUCGCUGCCGCGCAAAAGGAGGCGCUGCGCUUUGGCCGCAUGCGCGAGGUGUGUGAAAUCUCGUUUGAGCUUGGCGAGUAUGAAAAGGCCGUCGCCCUCGCACCCUGCGUCUCGAUGGCGUACUGGCAAUCGCUCUGUGCCCGCUACGCCUCGGUCCUCGAUGAGCGUGGCUCGGACGAGGGCGGGGCGUACCAGGCGGCCGCCGGCGGAACGCCAGCGCUCGUGCAGUGGCUCAUCGAGCGCGGCGAUUUGACUGGUGCCUACGAGGCAGCCCACUUUGGCGCGCGCGUCCGCCGUGAGACAAUCGACUCGAGCGAAGGCAUGGCCGAUGAAGCUGUCUCGGUCCUCUCCGCUGGCUCGUCCGCCUUUAGCGGCGUCGACCGCGGGCCCGGCGCAGGUCGCGGCGACGCACGCCUUGUCGCCCGCGUGGCCGACCUCGUUGCCGAGCGCCACUUUCAGAACUCGGAGCCGGUUGUCGCUGCCGCGUGCCAUUUGGCUGUGGAGGAUGUCGCCCGCGCCGUGCAGAAGCUCAUGAAGGGCCACGAGGUCGAGAUUGCCGUUGCCCUCGCCGUCGCCCUCGACGUCCCGCACACGCGCCACGUCCAUGAGGCGCUCGCAGCGCGCGCCGAGGCACUUGGCGAGUUUGAGCUUGCCCUCGCCUGCCUCAAAGACUCACGGGUGCGCGACCCGAUCAACUCGGCCGCCCGGAUCUGCGCCCGCUUUGGCGGGCUUAAGAAGCUCUCGCGGAACGCCCUUCAUGCCGCCGCCGGCCUUCGCUCGCCCGAGGCCUACCUGGAGGAGGCGACUCGCGCACAGGAGCGCGACGAACCGAGUGCGAGCGUGGUGCGGGCAUACAUGCUCUCGUCGGCGCCCGAGCCUGGCCUCGAUGCCGGCCUCGCCGCUGUGGCGAAGCUCCUGCGCUGCGACGCCUUUGAGCUCGAGGCCAUCGGUGAGAUUGUCGACUGGAUGACGUGCGUGCGAAGCUCUGUCCUCCGGCGCUACGCCCGCAGGAAGGAGGUCAUGGCGUACGCGUCGUACGUGGGCGCGUUCCGCGCCAUGUACCGCGGCUUUGUUCCCGUCGUCGGCCCACUUGUCGACAACGUCGCUGACCUCGUCAAGAGCGGCGGUUUUGAAGCGCCGUUUGCCGGCGACAUCGGCCUUGUUCAGCUCACCGCCGCGCACUUUUCGCCGCCCGAAACGACGACCGCAUGGCCCAUCGCAUGCUCAAGGCGGCCAAGCGGGCAGGCGGCAAAGCGGUCCAUGGGCGUGCUACGCACAAGGCUUGCUCGCAAGGCCGCCUCGUUCCGGGGUUCCACCUCGCUCCCGGCCUCUUUCACCGUCAGCGCCGGCUCAACCGAGGCCGGCGGAGGCUCGCGAAGCGGCGCUUCCACCUCGGGCGUCAUCAUUGUCUCGGGCGCGCGCCUGCCAUCAGGCGUCAACACCCGCGAUCCGCGGUGGUCCAUGUUCUCGGGCGAGCAGAUCGACGGCCCUGUGUUUGGUGUGGGCAAGGGCUGGAUCCCGCGCGAGGAGGCGCUCAUGUGGGGCCUGGUCAAUGCUCUCUCACCCGCGAAUGACGGGCGUCGGAUCAAUCCGUUCUGA
Messenger RNA from Thecamonas trahens ATCC 50062, 4056 nucleotides. Its product is annotated as WD repeat protein 17. The record is from RefSeq and is a predicted model, not a curated record. Gene Ontology annotation, molecular function: protein binding. NCBI's taxonomy places the organism in Eukaryota, Apusomonadida, Apusomonadidae. Bases 1 to 4056 code for a protein of 1351 amino acids. The transcript has 3 exons.